Dichotomopilus funicola is the source of this 1872-nucleotide messenger RNA. Its product is annotated as WD40-repeat-containing domain protein. Gene Ontology annotation, cellular component: Cul4-RING E3 ubiquitin ligase complex. The record is from RefSeq and is a predicted model, not a curated record. Bases 1 to 1872 code for a protein of 623 amino acids. The transcript has 6 exons. NCBI's taxonomy places the organism in Eukaryota, Fungi, Ascomycota, Sordariomycetes, Sordariales, Chaetomiaceae. Gene Ontology annotation, molecular function: protein binding. Gene Ontology annotation, biological process: proteasome-mediated ubiquitin-dependent protein catabolic process.
AUGAGUGAGGAAUAUUCGGAUCAUAGGGAUGAGCUACUUGAGCAUGGCAGGGAGGCGUGGUCAGAUGCUGUAGAGGAGCAAGAGCAUGACGAUAAUGAUGAUGAUGAGGAUGAUGAUGAGGAUUAUGUAGUGGGCAACGCCGAGGAGGACGAAGAUGAAGAUGAAGACGAGGACGAAGAUGAAGAUGAGGAUGAUGACGACGACGAUGAAGGUGAGGGUGCAGGCCACGAGAUCCAGUUUGAAGUGUUGAUUCAAGAAGCGGGUGAUGGUUCCACGGAAGGUGCCCGGCGAACAUGGCGUCCGUUCCUCUCCCAACGAGAGUUUUUGGCCCUUCUUCGAAACCAGUACAUCGGCCCGGGGAUACUAGGAGACGACGACGACGACCCGACCGGCCAACGAAGCCUUUGGGAAUCUGGGGGUAGCGCUGCCCCCGAUUUUCCCAAGGUGCCUAGUGAAGAAGGCAGGAAACUGAUGGACUCCGGCGCUUUUGGUGCCAACGAUCCCAGGAUUCCCGCUCGCAAAGCUCUAGCUCGUCGAAUUUUAGACCGCGAGCUAGGGCUCACGGGCUCGUCUGGAGGGAACGGGAACCAAGGCCUCAUGGCUCAGUCCAUGCUCCCAUCGACCAAACCCGAGAUGGUUAUUAGAUACGACGAUCCUGUGUGCUGCGGACAGUUUUCGGCUGACGGCAACUUCUUUUAUGCAUGCGUAAAGGACUUCAAGGUUCGCCUUUACGACACAUCAAGUCCAUACAACUGGAAGCACUACAAAACAAUCCAUUAUCCCUUCGGGCAGUGGACCAUGACCGACGCGGACCUUAGCCCAGACAACAAGUGGCUCGCCUUCUCGUCCCUCCAACCACACGUCGGCAUCGCUGCCACGGACCCGAACGACACGGGUGACCCGUACUCUCUUAACCUCGCUGAUGGAGGUCAUCUCCGCAACAACGAAUACAUGUUUGGCGGCUUCGCCAUCUUCUCUGUUCGCUUCUCAGGCGACGGACGCCAUAUUCUAGCCGGGACCAACGUCCGCUCGAUCGUGAUGUACGACAUUGAGCGGCGCAAGGCGCUGUACCACGUUGAAGGCCAUACCGACGACGUCAACGCGGUCUGCUUUGCCGACAAAUCAUCCCCCCACAUCCUGUACUCCGGCUCCGAUGAUUGCACAAUCAAAGUCUGGGACACGCGCAGCUUAGGCGACGGGCGAGAGGCCGGCGCAUUUGUCGGCCACACUGAAGGACUUACCUACAUCGACAGCAAGGGUGAUGGGCGGUACGUCCUGAGCAACGGCAAAGACCAGAGCAUGAAACUCUGGGACUUGCGCAAGGCCAUGUCGACCGCACAAUUCGAAGCCGUCGACGCAACCGCCGCCACACGGACCCGCGAGUACGAGUACGACUACCGCUGGCAAGAGUACGAAGACUACCAGUGGUUCCGCCACCCGCACGACAACUCGCUCGUGACCUUCCGCGGCCACAAGGUCCAGCGUACGCUGCUGCGUUGCCAUUUCUCCCCACCAGGUAGCACCGACUCCCGAUAUGUAUGCUCCGGUAGCCACGACGGGUUUGUCUACGUCUGGAACCUGGAUGCUACUCUUGCUGCCAAGAUUGAUGUUCGCUCCGCCACGAAGAUGCAGGGGUUCCGGCCGAUGGGUAGGAGGUAUGCGGCACACCGUCGGGGGAACGGGUGGGAGUCGAUGGUCCGGGAUGUGGGCUGGCAUCCGAAUGCGCCUAUGUUAGUUGCUUCAUCCUGGGGCGGGUCGUCCUAUGAGGUGGGGACUGCGUCGCUUCACUCGUUCAACGAGGGUGAUUCUGAUGAGGGCGAUCCGGUUAUGGGUGUAUCUGUGAAUGAGAAGCUGGAGCCAUGGCACCCUUAA